CCUGGCUGGGCUCCUCAAUCCACGUCCUUUGUUGGGUCUUGCUGAGGAUCAGGUUCUGCCAAUCACCCUAGGAUGUCCUUUAUCGAGCAGCAGUGCAAGCAGCCAUGCGUGCCUCCUCCAUGUCUUCAAAAGACCCAAGAGCAGUGCCAGGCAAAGGCUGAGGAGGUGUGCCUCCUCCCAUGCCAGGACCCCUGCCUAGAGAAAUGCCAGGUGCAAACUCAAGAGGUGCAUCUUCCUCAGUGCCAGGAGUUAAACCAAGAAAACUGCCCACAGCAGGGCCAAGACCCAUGCCUCCCUCCAUGCCAAGACCAAAGCCCGUCUCAGUGUGUGGAGCCAUGCCAGGAGCCAUGUCAGACAAAAUGUGUGGAGGUUUACCCACAGAAAGUCCAGGAGAAGUGCCUACCCCCUGGCAAGGGAAAGUAGCCAUUCAUAACGCCAUUUGGGGUCAAGAAAAUGAUCCCAGUGCAAUCCCAGCCCAUGCUAUGGUGACCUUCCCCUAUGGGUACCUCUGUGUGCACCCUGUUCUUGCCUCCUGGCUUCCUCAGGACUUGGUCUGUGUCUCUGAAGACAGAUCUCUCUGUAUUUCAUCAGCCUCUGUGAAUAAGCAUUGUUCUCAGCAAUCUAGCAGAAGAUCGCAACUGUAGGAAUGAUGCGCUUCUCAGGGGAGACCAAAGAAGACUAGUUGAGCUCCCUUGGGGCAAAAAUUCACCCGACCCUGGAUGUGACAGCCAAGGAUGCCUCCACUCAUCUUUUAGAGUGUCAACCUCUCACCUGAGCCUCAAAACGAACUGAAUUUUGAUGGACUUUGCACUGAUCACCACCGCCACCCACCACCCACCACCAUGGGCGUGGAGAAGAGGUUAGCAGUGCUGCAAAAAUCAAAAACUGGGUAAUUUUGUCUCAGCUUCCCCCAAAAAAGAACAGAAAAUGGUUAGGUGUUGAAAUGUUGGUUGUGCUUUUAAAAAUGAAACAAAAUGAAAUGUAAAUGAUAGAAUCCAAAAAGCCAACAAGGAAAGACAAGAUGAGAUGUCUGGAGUCCUGGUGGUUGAUCUUUGAAUUUCAUUGCUUUAGACCCUUAAUUUCUGCCAUGUACUGUACAUUCUUGAGACGUGAAUUGUGACCGUGUGGGGCAGGCUGGUCUGUUCUCCAGCUUCUUUGCUGCCUUCUCCUUGGUGAAGGUAAAAUGUAGAAUAAAGCUGAUCCUAAAACUGG
Molecule: messenger RNA, 1212 nt
Organism: Camelus dromedarius (Arabian camel)
Lineage: Eukaryota; Metazoa; Chordata; Mammalia; Artiodactyla; Camelidae
Gene: PRR9
Product: proline rich 9
Exons: 2
Coding region: 73-423 (116 amino acids)
Source: RefSeq, a predicted model, not a curated record